Messenger RNA from Bursaphelenchus okinawaensis, 3562 nucleotides. The record is from the annotation of a GenBank genome assembly. Lineage: Eukaryota; Metazoa; Nematoda; Chromadorea; Rhabditida; Aphelenchoididae.
AUGGGCAGUGCUAACAGCCAUCAUCCUGAGCCUCCGAUGGCGAUGGAGCAGCCGCUGCCAUACCCUGAUAUGAAUGUUAUCUUCAAGGGAAUUCCUAAAAUGAUGCAGGUAAGGGGGUUUGAAAUUUGAAAUUUUUCGAACUUUUUUAAAAUUAGGAACCCUAAUAUUAGCUUUUGCUAUCUCUAGCUGUAGCCGUAGUUCUAGACUUUUGCCCUGAAUUUAGCUCUGGCUAUAGAGCUUGUCCUAGCCGUAACUUUAGCCUAAAAAUAUAUUUAAAAAUUUUCAAUUUGAAUAUUUUAGGUAGCAGACGACAUGCACGUCCUCACAGAAGCCAUAACUGACUUGAGGAAUAUGACAUUUGCUAUGAUUGCUAUUAGUUUCGCUGGCAUGUGCGUAUUUUUAGUCCUAAAGUUUAUGCAAACCAGAAGAUCGACCAUUCGACGAAGAAGACGGCUACAAAACGUAAGGUUUUAAAAUUUCAAAAAAACUAACUUUUUAAUUUUUUUUUAUUUGAAGUAUUAAAAAUAUUAAAAAAUUCAAUUUCGUUGCUACUUUUAAGUUGUUUGAAGCUAUUUCUAUCAAAUUUAUAGCAUAAAACCUUUGAAUUACAUUAACUCACGUUUUCGUGGUGGGACCCAAAAUUUCAGUUUUAUUAAACUUUUAGAUUUUAGGUAUAAAAAAGCAAAAAAAAUUAAUUUUAACCAUUUUAAAGAUAUUCAAAGCUAUUUUUAUGAAAUUACUAACCAUAAACCUUAGAAUUGUUAAACCUCAUGUUUUCGUGGUGGGACUCAAAAUUGUUAACAUUUUUUAUAAAAUUUGUUUAUAUUAUAAUAGACAAGCAUAUGAAAUUCCUUUUACACAUUUUUUACAAUUUUGUCGUAGUAAAAUAUAUUAAAUUAAUUGUAAAAAGUUAUGUUGUUGUAAAAAGACCGUCUGGCACAUUUUUUACACUGUUUUGGCAUAAAAACGUGACGAAAUGGAAGUUUUUAGACUAAAUUUAAAAUUUUUUGAAGUUUAUAAAAGCUAAAACUUAAAAUUUCAAAAUUUUUCAAAAUUAAAUUUUUUUUUUAAAUUUGAAAAUUUUUAAUAAUUUUGAUCAUUUUAGCAAACCGACUCCGAGCGCAGUUCGCUAGCCCGCCCCUAUCGUCAAUACAGUCAGAAGCCGAUGGAAUGGAGCCAUCACAAGGUGGACAUGGACAAGUUAUUGGAGAACAACUCUUCCCAAAGUAGUACUCAUACGCCGCCUGGUGCUAUUCAAAAGGCUCGUGUUGCUGACUUUACUGAGCGAAUUACUCCGCCACUUAGUAAUGGUACUGCGCCGCUGAAAGUAGGACUACAACAUACCACGUCGUGUGGUACUAACCAGAGCAUUUUGGGUGUAGUAUGACAUUAAUAUUGGUGUGAAUGAUAACAAUAUUAGAGUGUAAAUGUAUGAGAUCUUAAUGUUUGUAGGUCUUUGUUGAUUGUUUUGUCAGUUGGUACUGUUGGCGUAGGUGAUACUGAUUUUCAAAGUUUGGGAAUUAGUACCAAACGUUGAAACACCUUAGUUAAAUUUAGUUAAAUUACAACACCAACCUGUAAAACUACCGUACUGUCGGUAAUGCCACUUAGUACCAUCGAAAGCUCCUUAGUACCAUUUACAGUACCAAUAAGUACCAAAUGACAUAACUUAACCGUGUAACCCGUCUCAGUGUCAUAAUUGUGUUUUCUUGUCUAGAAUCUCUCCAAACCAAGUGCUCUCUCACCGCGCGAUCACCAAGAUUGCCAUUAUUUUUAUCGGGUAUAUUCGUACGAUUAACAAUGUACUGUUCUGUUUCUUGUUUACAUGUAUGAUACUAAAUAUACAACAAUAAAGUAUACUAAUAUAUUGUAACAGUUGAUUGCCGUAUCUUAACUAAAAUUUUUUUAUUUUUGCUAAAAAAUAUUUUCUUUGGUAGCCUUAGCUCUGGCUUUGGCCCAAGCUUUAGGUUAGAACUCUACUCCAGAGAUCUCGCACAAAGCCCUAGCUUAGAGGCUUAGCCCAGAGCCCUAGCCCAGAGCUCUAGCUCAGAGCCCUAGCCUAGAGCCCAAGCCUUACUAGUUAGUUUUAGAAUUCAGCUCAACUGUGUUAUUUUCAAAAUUUUAAAGUACGUUGCCAUAAGAUUGUUCCAAAUCUGACAAACACUUUAAAAAUGCAUUUGCGUACAUCAUUGAGUCCAGGGAUUGUCUUCAGAUAAUCUGUCAAAACAUAUUACAAACCGCAAAGACGUACCCUUGGAUUGUUAGAUUAGAGUCUGUAAAAUUUGUUUACGCAGAAUUAUUAAUUGUUUCCAAAAUUUCGUUACAAAUUGAUCGUAUCUUAUACGAGAUUAUCUGCUUAGAAUGGUAUCACUUCUUGUUUACACUUUGAAUUUAAUUUUUUGAACUCAAAAGUUAAGUAGGCUUACGAAUUAUAAUAAUUAGAGAUUUUUGCAAAUUAAAAACCUUGCCUUGCCUUGUCUUGUCUUGCCUUGCCUUGCCUUGCCUUGCCUUGCCUUGCCUUGCCUUGCCUUGCCUUGCCUUGCCUUGCCUUGCCUUGCCUUGCCUUGCCUUGCCUUGCCUUGCCUUGCCUUGCCUUGCCUUGCCUUGCCUUGCCUUGCCUUGCCUUGCCUUGCCUUGCCUUGCCUUGCCUUGCCUUGCCUUGCCUUGCCUUGCCUUGCCUUGCCUUGCCUUGCCUUGCCUUGCCUUGCCUUGCCUUGCCUUGCCUUGCCUUGCCUUGCCUUGCCUUGCCUUGCCUUGCCUUGCCUUGCCUUGCCUUGCCUUGCCUUGCCUUGCCUUGCCUUGCCUUGCCUUGCCUUGCCUUGUCUUGCCUUGCCUUGCCUUGCUCUUUCAAUCUGUGCUCUAGCGUACUAUACUUUAUUCUACCUUACCGUACCUUAUAUGACCAUGCUCUAUCAUACUAUACCUUACCGUACUUUACCUUUCUUUACUUUACUUUACCUUACCGUAACUUAUCUUACCUUACCCUGUCCUAGUAAAAUAAUUAAUAAAAAAUUUUACAGUACUCACCCAACUUCCGUCAAACGUAAAAUUAAUCAACUGAUUACGUAUAAAACAAAACCUCAAUCAAUCAGUAAAUUGUAAGAUUUCAACAAUUUUUACUCACAGUACUAAUUAGCACAUUGAGAUGGUAUAAGAUUUCUGGAAAUCUCGUCAAUUCAUUUUUAAAACAGCUCUUAAUCUCAAUAGCUGUUUACGUUUAAUUAGUCGAAAUUAGAGCCAAAAGUACAGUAUUCAGUCUGCAUACGUUGACUAGUAAAUGGGAUUAGUGGCUAUAAUUAGCCAAUCAUUAAAUUUUGUUUUUUGAAAUUUUGCAAUUUUUAAUCAUUUAAGCGUGUUUUAAUAUAAAAAUUUUAAAUUUAAGCUUUGAGAAUUUAACAAGAUUUGCUUUUUUUUAAAUUUUUGAAGUUUCAAAAAUAACUUUUUGUAAAAUACGGUUAUUUUCAUAUUAAAAUUGAUAUUUUAGCGCCUAGACCCAGUCAAGCUAAUGAUCGAUGAAGUGCCUUAUGUCGACUCUACUGAACUGUCGUACCACCAUCAUUGA